AUGGUUGACUCUAGCUCGGCCGAGGAACCGCGGGUGACACCGAAACCGCGCGCGCGGGGGGCGGCCCCGCCAGCCCCAGAGCACGCCGACACCCCCGAUGCCGAUGCCGAUGCCAACUUCCGCCUCAUGGUGCAGCAUGUUACCGGCGUCCAGGCCGAGCCCGGCGCGGCAGACGGCGUCCUCCUGCCCGGGUCGUCGUUCGACGCGUCCUCCGCGGCUCCCCUGCUGGACGGCCCUCCUUUCGACGGCGCGUUCGGGGAAGCGCUGCGGCUGCCGUCGGACGUGGACGCGGCGGAGCUCCAUCGCCACCACCAACAGCAGCCGCAGCCGUGCUACCCGACGCUGGACUCGUGGUGCGUCAUGUACGAGAGCAGACAGCUGCUGUAGCUCUAGGCUCUAGCCGAUCGAGCCAUUUGCCAGGAAGCCUGCUGCUCAUGCCGGCAAUCGAAACCCUGGGGCUGCGGGGCAAAAACCUGGCAAUGCUAUAACUUCGCCUAGACGAACACAAGUAGAUAGUUCACCAGCACAGACUCAACACUACACACAUUAUCUCAGACAAGGCUAGCUAGGAGUAAAGUAAGCAUAGCACCACGAAUCAGGGCUGUCUGAAUGGUUACCGAAGUGUACCUUGCCAAUAUUUUGGUCAUGGCCAAAACAUUGGCCUUUGUUUGGAUGAAGGGUUGUUUACCAACUGCGGUACAUUUUUCUAGUCACAAUUGUCCAAUCCAUCGGCAAGCAAAACCUCAACCAAAAAUUUGGCAAUUGGGCAGUCCUAGGUACAAAACAAACAGACCUUAGGGCAGGGAUAGUGCCAAAAACAGAUCCAUGCACUCUCCAAACCUCUCUGGCAACAAGAAGCACAUGUUGUAGAGAUUCAAUUCGAUCAGAAAAGGAGGAAGAGAGAUUUUCAGACCAUUUUUUUUCUCUCUUCACAUCACCUCUCUAGUUAUGUCGAUGAGUGAUCUCGAUAUCAGUGAUCAGAAGGAUCACCUCUUAGAGAUUCGGCAAGGUGUCGAACACUUCAGAUCUUCAGAUAUGGAGGCUUUGCUUAUCCAGGUUCAGGCCAGUGAGAAGGUGUAAUACCCUACGUCAUGCGCGUGUUCUUGCUGAAAUGUAUGUGAAUGUUAUAAGAUUGUUCCUCCCUUCUUGGCUUUGGUUCCUCCUUUAUAUUCUGUCAGGGGAAAUCACACGAGCCACUCAUUUUUGCCCAAAACGAUCUCCUUACCUACAUGCCCAAAUGACGCGCUCAUCAGGCAGGGAUUGGUAGCGUAAUCUUGUAGUGACGUGUUGCUGGACAUCUAACUGCCCUGCUGACAAGGGAGGGGUGCUGCCGUGCCGCACAGAAGCGCGGCCAGAGAUAAAGAGGGCAUUGUCCUAUCACAUCAUGACAAUUGACAAGAGACAUCCCACAACGUACAGGACAUAUGCGCCCGCGCGUGCCUCUUCAUCACCGACAUUGCCUACAACAUAAGCUAUUGUAGAGACGUCAGACCAACUUCACCGCGCGACCCCAAACGGACCCCCGGUUUGGCCCGAUUUUGUCCGUUUGAGGCGCCGAUGGGUUCGCCCUGUCCGCGUUUGUCCCAUGGGUCGUGGGUACGCCCAACGCGCGGCCGCACCUCAAAACAUGUCCGGGGUGAACGUGAAUAAAAAAAUAUAAAAACUAUAAUGAAAUGACUAAAAAAGUAAAUAAACGCAUUAAAAAACAUAAAACAUAUAUAGGGGCCAUGGCCACAAAACGGCCCUGUUUCUCAGUCCACUUAA
Aegilops tauschii subsp. strangulata is the source of this 1764-nucleotide messenger RNA. The record is from RefSeq and is a predicted model, not a curated record. NCBI's taxonomy places the organism in Eukaryota, Viridiplantae, Streptophyta, Magnoliopsida, Poales, Poaceae.